AUGUUAAUGUCCUGCUGGGGAUUACGAUCCAAGAAAUGGAAUAAGAAGAAGAAGAAGGAGAAGGAAAAGGAAAAGAAGAGGAAGAAACAGGAGGAAAAGGAGCAACAGCUGCCACAACAAGAAAUGUCUCCCUCUGCUGGUGCAAAUGUUUUUGACAAGUACAAUGGAAGCUCAUCCGAAGAAGAAGAGGAGUCAGACGAGGAAGUGGUGGUGGCUCCACGUCGUACAAAUCAGUUCCGUGUAGCCACCAAUCCAUCGCCGGCAGAGGCGAUGCCUGCCGUUUUGACCGACAUCCGCAAAAUCGCCGAAAGCCAACAAGCUAAUGAGACUAUUGUCACCGAGGUUGUACGUCCUCAAAAAACCGACGAAGAGAAGCGAGCGCUUGAAGAACGUGAGAAGAUGUUGGAAGCUCAAAAACUGGCAAGAGAUCAGCAAGCGGCCGCUAUUCAAGCAGCCGCUGCAAAAGCAGCUCAGGCGCCGGCGUCUCCACCAGCAGCGCAGGCGCCUCCUCCGGCCCAAGCGCCGCCACAGGCACCCCAGCAGGAUCAAAACGAUGCGCAGGCAGAAGAAUUUGCGAAGCAUAUGGAAGAGGAAAUGCGGAAGAAGGCUGAAGCGGCUCGAAAAGCAGCAGAAGAACAACUUGCACAAGCAAAGGCGGCACAAGAAGCGGCGAUAAAGAGAGCACAGGAGCAAGCGAAGAAAGCACAAGAGGAAGCGCUGCAGAAGGCUCGCGAGGCUGCCGCUCAAGCGCAGGCGGAAGCCAAAGCGAGAGCGGACGGUGACGCUAAAGCCGCACAGGAAAGGCAACAAGCUGAAGCGAAAGCUAAGCAGGAGGCGGAAGCUCGUGCUAAGGCUCAGGCUGAGGCUCAGGCUAAGGCUGCAGCGGCAGCAAAGGCGCAGGCUGAGGCACAAGCGAAAGCGAAGGCGGAAGCCGAAGCAAAAGCUAAGAAAGCGCAACAAGAAGCGCUGGAAAAGGCUAAAAAAGCCGAAGCCGAGGCGAGAGCCAAAGCUCAACAACAACAACAACAACAACAACAACAAAAGCCGCAACAACAACAACCACAAAAGCCACAACAACAACAGCCACAGCAGCAACAAAAAGCGCCACCAACACCCGCGAAACCGAUGGGUAAACAGCCUGCGCCAGCUCCGGCAGUUCCACCAAAAACCACGGCGCCGCCGCCGGCAGGCAGACAGCCGGCACCGCAGCCAGCAGGCCGACAACCGGCGCCACAGGCGUCAGGAAAGGCAGCGCCGCCGCAACCGCCAGCUAAGCCGGCUCCUCUGCAGCCACCAUCUCGAAUUAAGACAAAGGGCGAUCCAGUGCCUUUGCAAGAGAUCGACAAUCAGCCGGUGAGAUUGCCGCAACGUACUCCUGGAAAAGUCCAUAACCCUAUGCCUGAACCAAAAGAAUGGGAAACCAGGCAGCAGGAACCAUUGUCGAAGAGCACAACACUCAGGCAGACAGCCAAGAUGCAAGAAGAAGCGCUUGCACACGAACAAACGCGGCUCAUCGACAGGGUACACGCACAAAAGCCGGGCAUUCGACAGGAGAACGUGCGAGAGAGAUUUAUCGAAAAAGAACAACCUCCUCCUGAAUUACAGAGUGUGCGUCGUGGCGGCGUGUUAGCGGGGGCGUCACGUUGGGAGGAGGAGUCGGCAGCACGAGAGAACGCAAACGCGAUGGGCAUCGACGGACCUGCACCGACGGGCGUACGGCUACAGGAUGACGCUUGUUGGCAAACACAACAUCGUAUCCCAGCCGAGGUUCAACCGCCGCAAAUCGGGAAAAUCUCCAUUCCAGAGUUUGCGGAUGUGCACGAAGUUCAUCGUACCGUAAUCGUAAACAAACCUCAAUCCUAUCAGAAGGUGAAAUGGAACGAAUUCCCCGAGGAGGUGACGCCGGAAAUUGGUGCCGCUCCAAAAGUUGCCACACAGGAGUGGGUACCUGUGAAUCAGGACAAUAUCGAGCUUCAACGUAGUCUAUAUCGUCCAGGAAAAAUUGCAGCUGUAUGGCCACCUCCACAAGAAGAGAUUGUCAAGGAAGCUCAGCCAGUUCGCGCUGUCAAGGCUGGUGACGAUCAAGGAUGGAUCCAACAGGACCCGAACGAUGUGAUACGAUCCGCGGCAUGGCAACGAAAUGCUAAAAUCGAUCGAGUAUGGCCACCACCAGAGGGUGAACACGCACUUUCUGGCUAUCAAGGACCUAAGCAAAUGCCGGUCGUACAAUGGCCACCAGUCGAAAGCGAACAACACGAACGUGAACAGGUUGAAGUGCUACAAAAGCAUAUCCCAGCGAAGAAGAUGGAAUAUCAAUGGCCACCACCACCUCCAGUUUAUCAAGUUGUUGAAAACGGUGAUCCAGCAGUAGCAGGUGGUCCACCACCACAAUCCACCACCACCACCACCACUACCACCGUUACAAAAACAAAAUCGAUGCCACAGCCGGUUCAACGUCAACAGCAACAGACAACAAUGCGUACAGUGAGGGCUUGA
Necator americanus (New World hookworm) is the source of this 2496-nucleotide messenger RNA. RefSeq lists its product as uncharacterized. The transcript is spliced from 18 exons. Bases 1 to 2496 code for a protein of 831 amino acids. Lineage: Eukaryota; Metazoa; Nematoda; Chromadorea; Rhabditida; Ancylostomatidae. The record is from RefSeq and is a predicted model, not a curated record.